AUGAUAGAUAGAUUGUUUUGUCAGGUUCUGCCAGUUGGAAGGGAAUUGUUAGCAUCUCUUGCGACUUUCAAGAAAUUAACUUCCUGCAGUCAGGGUAGAAGUGCUCUUGCUUCCCUCUUUUCACAAAUGCGAUCUUUUACCCUUGAGCAAACAGAACGAGAUGAGAGAUAUGGUGAUAGUACCACUUCAAAUGAGUACGAAUGGAGGUCGCCUCCCCCCUUCUUAAAUUGCUUCAAGAAGCUUUUGAGAUCCCUGGAGUUGAAGGACUGUACUCUGACAAUUGUAGUUGAAAUAGCUCAUGCAUUGUCUUUGAGUGCUCUCUCUCUUUCCAGGGAUAGUGAUGCUUUGGAGGGAAUCUUGAUAUCGAAGUGCCUUUUUGGGCUGCUGAAUGAUGUGGAUGGUGCCGCAAUUUCUUCUGAUAAAAACUCAAAUGAUGUGCUUAAUUUGAUACAAAAAUUAGAGCAGAGGAUUAGCGAGGAUGAGAAUUUAACUACUACAAUCGGGAAGACCGGUUUGCAUCAGGUUAAGGAGUCUUUAGAUUCCUUGUUGUUUCUGCUGCAGAGCCCUACUGGUUCAUCAUCCAUGUCAGAAGGCAUUGUUCUAAGUGAAGACAAUGAAGAUGCAUUAUCCCUUUCAAAUGUUUGGAAGUUGAAAGAAGAUGAAAAAGCUGGCAAUCAAUACUUGCUCGAAGGAAUUGCUGAAAAGUUUGUGCGGGAGUGUCCUGAUUCUUCUCUUGACAGACGAUUGGUGCCAGCUUUAUCUGCAAGGAGGAAGCUGGCAACAGUAGAGGGCUCUGGUAGACGCACACGGGACGAUACCGGGUCUGAAGCUAUUGGAUCAAAUGUGCUUUCUCGAGGGUUGGGUGUAACCAAUGUUGCGUGGGACAUCUACGAGUGGAAGGCCUCCAUCAAUUCAUGUGGAUGAGUUUAUGGCCAGGCAAAGGGAGCGCCAAAAUCCCAUGGCUGUUGCAGUUGGAGAUGCAUCACAAAUUAAGAAUUCAGCCCUUGGAAAUGAGAAUGUUCCUGUUAAGUUGGAUAAACCUCAGCAGUUAAAGACUGAUCUUGAUGACGAUCAAGAGAUAGAUAUUGUCUUUGAUGAGGAAUCAGAAUCUGAUGAGAGACUGCCAUUCCCUCAACCUGACAAUAGUUUGCAGACUCCUCUCAUCACUGGGGAAAGUUCUCCAGGUUCAAUAGUUGAGGAGACUGAAGGAGAUGUGAAUGAAAAUUCUCGAUUUUCUCAAUUAGGUGCGCCACCAGCAUCUGAAGAUGGAGGUUCCCACUCAGAUAUUCCUUUGAGAGGGUCUAUUUCUCAGUCUGAAAUAUCAGCGGCUCAACAAUUUUCUUCAGAGAAAAACAUGAGAUUGACAGCAGCAGAUAAGCCAUCCUUCCGUGAGCAAUCUGAAGAGUCAAAAUAUGUUUCUCCUAUAGCAGGAUCAAAGGGUUUUGAUGCACAGCCCUCAGCAAAUCUUACUGGUUUUCCUUCACACUUCGUUGGUGUUUCUUCAUCUGUUCCACCGAUGCCCCCAUCUACGCUUUAUCAUAGGAACAGCCCACAGAAAACAGCUGAUGGUUGUUUAACUGUUGGAUCUCAAGGGUAUGGCGAACAGAAGCUUCCCAACAGCCAACCACCUUUGCCUCCAAUGCCCCCUUCAGCUAUCUCU
Messenger RNA from Phoenix dactylifera (date palm), 1660 nucleotides. Its product is annotated as protein virilizer homolog. Gene Ontology annotation, molecular function: RNA binding. NCBI's taxonomy places the organism in Eukaryota, Viridiplantae, Streptophyta, Magnoliopsida, Arecales, Arecaceae. Gene Ontology annotation, biological process: mRNA modification. Gene Ontology annotation, cellular component: RNA N6-methyladenosine methyltransferase complex. The record is from RefSeq and is a predicted model, not a curated record.